Messenger RNA from Penicillium griseofulvum, 2193 nucleotides. Its product is annotated as mRNA-binding ribosome biosynthesis protein NOP4. Lineage: Eukaryota; Fungi; Ascomycota; Eurotiomycetes; Eurotiales; Aspergillaceae. The transcript has a single exon. The record is from RefSeq and is a predicted model, not a curated record. Bases 1 to 2193 code for a protein of 730 amino acids. Gene Ontology annotation, molecular function: RNA binding.
AUGGUUGAAUUACACAAGAAACGACGCCUCUCGGGCGACGAGAGCCCGGAAGUAAAAGUAGAGGCCACUACACCCGCCGCCGAGGCUUCAGCAGCACAGAACAAGAGAACUCUUUUCGUCCGUUCACUACCCACCUCAGCCACGACAGAGAGCCUCGCAGAAUAUUUCUCGCAGUCCUACAUUAUCAAGCACGCUGUUGUCGUCUGUGACAAAGAGACAAAAGUGUCCAAGGGAUUCGGUUUCGUUACAUUCGCCGACGUCGAGGAUGCGGAGAGCGCUUUGAAGGAACUUAACGGGUCCAAGUUUGACGGGAAAAUCAUUCGCGUCGACUAUGCCGAGUCUCGUAAGCGUGAGAUUGAUGAGAAGAUUGGACGCAGUGUCCCCACUGCUGCGUCUCGCGAGAUCAAGAAGCAUAAGGAAGAGGAGAGAGGGCAGGGCCUGCCACCCAAGCUGAUUGUUCGCAAUCUGCCGUGGAGCAUCAAGGAGCCAGAGGAUCUGAAUGUCCUGUUCCGCAGCUUUGGAAAGGUCAAGUAUGUUACCCUCCCGAAGAGGAAUGGCAAACUUUCUGGUUUCGGUUUCAUUACCAUGCGUGGCAGGAAGAACGCCGAGAAGGCGCUCCAGAUGAUCAACGGAAAGGAGAUUGAUGGACGUCAACUCGCUGUCGAUUGGGCUGUUGAGAAGGAUGUUUGGGAAACUACCAAGAAAGAAGACGACGAGCAGGAGGGACAGAAGGAAGAGAAAGAGUCUGGUGAUGUUGAGAUGGAAGAUUCCGAGGGUGUCUUGGAAGAGCCUUCAGACAACGAGACCUCUUCUGAUGAAGAUGACGAUGACGAUGAAGACAAGGAUCUGGAUGAGCUGGAUGAGCUGGACGAGGAUGAGGAAGACGAGGAGGAGGAUGACCGAAACGCCACUACAAUCUUCAUUCGCAACCUCCCCUUCACUGCGACAGACCAGACCCUCUACGACCAUUUCAAAACUCACUUUGGACCACUACGGUACGCACGCGUGGUCCUGGACUACGAGACCGAGCGCCCUCGAGGCACUGGAUUUGUCUGCUUCUGGAAGCCUGAGGACGCCAACACAUGCAUUCGUGAAGCCCCCCGAGGAGCGGAAGCUAUGGCCCCCAACAAGGAGAAGCCCAAGUCUAGCACCGCCAUGAAGCACUCCGUCCUCAACGAUGAAAAUUCCGACCCAAGCGGCCGCUACACCCUGGAAGGCCGCGUCCUACAAGUCGCACGGGCCGUGAGCAAGGGCCAAGCCAGCAAGCUGGAAGAGGAGGGAGCAUCACGCCGUCUGGUCCGCGACACAGACAAGCGACACCUAUACCUCCUUAACGAGGGUACGAUCCCCUCCAACUCCCCACUGUACAAGAAGCUCUCGCCCUCCGAAAUCAAGAUGCGUGAGGACAGCUACAAGCAGCGUGAGACCUUCAUCAAGAAGAACCCAGCUCUCCACCUCAGUCUCACCCGUCUAGCCAUCCGUAACCUCCCCCGUCACAUCGACUCGAAGGAAUUGAAGCAGCUUGCCCGAGAGUCUGUCGUCGAAUUCGCCAAGGAUGUCAAGGCAGGCAAGCGCCAUCCGCUCUCAAAAGAGGAGCAGCAGCGAUCCCGCGAUACGAUGAAGGAGCUAGAGCAGCUGCGCAAGCAGAAGAAGAUGGGUAUUGUGCGUCAGGCCAAGGUUGUCUUCGAGACUCGCGAGGGUACCAAGGUCUCCGAGAAGACCGGUGGUGGUCGCAGUCGUGGCUACGGAUUCAUCGAGUUCUUCACUCACCGUCACGCGCUAAUGAGUUUGCGCUGGCUGAACUGCCACUCCAUGGCAGUUCCUCCUUCUACCCAAACCCCCGAGGACCGGGACAAGAAGAAGAGCCUCGUUGUUGAGUUUGCCAUUGAGAACGCCCAGGUGGUUAAGCGCCGCAAUGAGCUGCAGGCGAAAUCCCGCGAGCCCAAACGUGAGGAUUAUGCUGAGCCAAAAGGAGAUAAGAAGAGGAAGCGCUCCGAUACUCGUGAUGGUAAAGGAAAAGAUGGACGGGAUGGUCGAAAUGGUAAAGAUGGUAGGGACGCGAAGCGUGGCAAGACUGGAAAUGGAAAUGGCGCUAAAAGUGAGAAAGUGAAUGAAGAGGAGGACAAGGCCGCGAAGCGCAACCGCAUUAUCGGACAGAAGCGCAUGAAGCGCAAGUCCCGUAAGGGGAAUUAA